This is a messenger RNA of Dromaius novaehollandiae (emu), 1125 nucleotides long. It is a transcript of the gene SNX22, whose product is annotated as sorting nexin 22. Lineage: Eukaryota; Metazoa; Chordata; Aves; Casuariiformes; Dromaiidae. The transcript is spliced from 7 exons. Bases 34 to 603 code for a protein of 189 amino acids. The record is from RefSeq and is a predicted model, not a curated record. Gene Ontology annotation, molecular function: phosphatidylinositol phosphate binding.
GCCGGGGGCAGCGGGCGGCGGCGGCGGGGGGCCAUGAUCACCGUGUCCAUCCCGGCGGCGGAGCCCGAGGCGGCGGCGCGCAGCCCCGACAAGGCGCACACGGUGUUCAGGGUGGAGGUGCUGUGCAAUGGCCGGCGGCACACGGUGGCCAAGCGCUACAGCGAGUUCCAGGCGCUGCACAAGCGGAUCAAGAAGACCUGCAAGGUCCCCGACUUCCCUCCCCGGCGGGUCCCCAACUGGAUGCCCAAAGUGCUGGAGCAGCGCCGGCAGGGCCUGGAGCUCUACAUGCGGGGCGUCCUGUACCACAAUGAGGAGCUUCCCCAGGAGGUGCUGGACUUCCUGAAGGUGCGCCAUUUCCAGCAGGAGCCCAAGGCCGGCAGCAUGGCCUCCUCCAGCCGCUUCUCCGCGGAGGCGAGCAGGCCUGGCUGCCUGCCCUCCCAGCGGCCGGUGCUGAGUUUCUGCAGAGACCCCUACGUGCGGCCCCUGUCCACGGACCUGCUUCCUGAUACGGUCCUCAGCGGGGUGCUGCAAGGCCUCUACGUCCCGGAGAGCUGCUCCUCGCGCAAGGCAGCGCCACAGGGCCUCGGCCAGCCGGGCUCCUGAGCACCGCACGCAGCAGCCACCUCCCUGCUGCCGCUGAGGGUAGGCCUGCUCUGCAGCGGGACCUCCUCGCUCACUGGAUGGGUCUCCUGGGCCUUGGGGAGGGAUGGAGUGGUGGGGCCUGGCCCCACAUCUCAGGCUAGAAACUCUUCUUGUAAAGCAUGUGGUGCAGUGGGCGGCCAGGCCUGCUGGGAAGGCUCACAGCAAUAAAACACGCCAGGACAGGGAGCUAGAAAGCAAGAGGGGCUGCUCUCGGACAGGAAAACUGGGGGUGGAAGAAGCCAAGUGGUACAGCAGGAGCCACAGCUGCUCUCCAGACUAGAGCUGGCUUGUAUCUGCUCUAACCAUGGCAAUCCAAGCCCUCACAUGUCUUAGUUUUAAGCACAGGAGUUCUGCCUUCUACCCUAAUGUUUUGGGUUUGCGGGAGGAGCCUUUGGACUCUGAACUGUACUGGGAAAACCCCUCAGCAUCUGGGCUUCUGGUGCUUGGGAGACUGUGCAAUAAAUCACUCAGGCUUGACUGGCA